Molecule: messenger RNA, 1412 nt
Organism: Hypanus sabinus (Atlantic stingray)
Lineage: Eukaryota; Metazoa; Chordata; Chondrichthyes; Myliobatiformes; Dasyatidae
Gene: oxtra
Product: oxytocin receptor a
Exons: 3
Coding region: 237-1412 (391 amino acids)
Biological process (GO): G protein-coupled receptor signaling pathway; positive regulation of vasoconstriction; maternal process involved in parturition
Cellular component (GO): membrane
Molecular function (GO): peptide binding; vasopressin receptor activity; oxytocin receptor activity
Source: RefSeq, a predicted model, not a curated record
CGGGUUCAAGACCCGCUCUGUCCUUUUCCGUCCCCAGUCGCCACAAAUAGUCUCCCCGGACGUGCGUUGGUUGAAACUGACAGGGAAUCCGGAGGCUUGUGUCCCGGGACGCGAGACUGAGGCAGAAGGAAGUUGCCACGGAAUUCGCAACCAGUUCGGUCGAUCCGAGCGAAUCAAGAGCGGCUAGGAGAAAGAAGAAAUAGAUGUUUAGGUGGUCCUGGAGGUGAGAAGGGGGGAUGGCCGCAUCCUGCCAGCAGCUCGAUGCAGGGGCGUGGAACUUCACGUCCAGCGGCUGGGCAGCAGUGCCGAGCAACAAUGCCACGGUGACUUGCAACGGCUCGGCUGAGAUCGUCGUGAGGAACCAGGUGGUGGCACGUAUCGAGGUGGCCGUGCUAGCCAUUAUCCUGAUCCUCGCCCUGAGCGGCAACAUCGGAGUCCUGCUGGCCAUCUACUCGAGCCGCCACAAGCCCUCCAGGAUCUACUUCUUCGUCAAGCACCUGAGCAUCGCCGACCUGGUGGUGGCCAUUUUCCAGGUGCUCCCUCAACUCAUCUGGGACAUCACCUUCAGGUUCUACGCGCCCGAUUUCCUCUGCAGGGCGGUGAAGUACUUACAGGUAGUGGGAAUGUUUGCGUCUACCUACCUCCUGAUCGUCAUGUCCAUUGACCGCUGUAUGACCAUCUGCCAACCCUUGAAAUCCUUGCACCAGAACUCCAACCGAUUCUUUGUCAUCCUCUCCUGGGCCAUCAGCCUUCUCUUCAGCCUUCCCCAAGCCUUCAUCUUCUCGCUCAGGAGGAUGGACUCCGGCGCUUACGACUGCUGGGGUGUCUUUGUGCAGCCGUGGGGAGCCAAGGCGUACAUCACCUGGAUCACCCUCUCCGUCUAUAUCAUCCCGGUCAUCCUGCUAAUCAUUUGCUACUCGCUGAUCAGUUUCAAAAUCUGGCAGAACGUUAAACUCAAGACCCGCAAGGAGGCCAAAGUUUCGAAAGAAAGGGUGAUGUCCCGGGUCAGCAGCGUAAAAAUCAUCUCCCGCGCCAAGAUCAGGACCGUCAAAAUGACUUUUGUCAUCGUCUUGGCUUACAUCGUGUGCUGGACUCCGUUCUUCAUCGUGCAGAUGUGGAAUGCGUGGGAUCAGAAGGCGCCUCAUGAAAACAUAGCCUUCGUCAUCACGAUGCUGCUGGCGAGCCUCAACAGCUGCUGCAACCCCUGGAUCUACAUGUUCUUCACCGGGCGGCUGUUCCACGACCUGGUCCAGCACUUCCUCUGCUGUCCCAGGCGGCCUAACCGCGUCGAGCAGCCCAGCGGGGAGCUGACCUGCAGCAAGAAGAGCAAUUCCUCCACCUUUGCCGUCAGUCUCAAGAGCUCAAGCAGUCAGAGGAGCAUCUCUCUCCAGCUGCAGCAGGGGGAGCAAUAG